Molecule: messenger RNA, 1816 nt
Organism: Manihot esculenta (cassava)
Lineage: Eukaryota; Viridiplantae; Streptophyta; Magnoliopsida; Malpighiales; Euphorbiaceae
Product: cytochrome P450 724B1
Exons: 9
Coding region: 110-1549 (479 amino acids)
Biological process (GO): sterol metabolic process
Molecular function (GO): heme binding; monooxygenase activity; oxidoreductase activity, acting on paired donors, with incorporation or reduction of molecular oxygen
Source: RefSeq, a predicted model, not a curated record
CUCUCUAUAUAUAGAAUUUCGAGGCCAAAUUCGUCUCUAUAAAGCUCUUGUUUUCUCAGCUUUUCUUCUACUAUCUCUACAGAAAUUUGAAAGAAAUUAAUGCAAGAUAAUGAACUUCAUCCUUUUGUCCAUGGCUAGUGGGUUUUGGUUUAGUGUUCUUGUUGGUCUUGUUGGUGCGUUCUUUGGUCUCAUCUUGAAUCAUUUCCUCCCCAUGUUCUUGAAAGGUGGCCAUGUCCCUAAAGGAUCUUUUGGGUGGCCAAUACUUGGCGAAACACUUGGUUUUUUAAAACCUCAUCCUUCUAAUUCUCUCGGAGCAUUUCUUCAAGAUCAUUGCUCUAGGUAUGGAAAAGUGUUCAAGUCCCAUUUGUUCUUCUCUCCAACAGUGGUUUCAUGUGAUCAGGAGCUGAACUAUUUCAUUCUUCAAAAUGAAGGGAAGUUGUUUCAAUGCAGUUACCCAAAGCCUAUCCAUGGUAUUCUUGGAAAUGUCUCUCUGCUUGUAGCCGUUGGUGAUACUCACAAAAGACUCAGAAACGUGGCUCUAUCUCUCGUCACCAUUACCAAAUCAAAGCCUGAGUUCCUCAAUGACAUAGAGAGAACUGCUAUUCAGAUACUUAACUCUUGGAAAGAUAAACAGCAAGUCAUUUUCUGUGAGGAAGCCAGAAAGUUCACAUUCAAUGUAAUAGUAAAGCAAGUGUUAGGCUUGACACCAGAGGAACCAGAAACUACAAAAAUCCUUGAAGAUUUUCUCACUUUCAUGAGAGGACUCAUCUCUCUCCCUGUCUAUAUUCCUGGAACCCCAUAUGCCAGAGCUGUUCAGGCUAGAAUCAGAAUAUCAUCUACUGUCAAAGCAAUUAUAGAGGAAAGAAGAAGAAAUGGUUGUAGUUCUAGAAAAAGGGGAAGUGAUUUUCUUGAGAUACUUCUUGGUGUUGAUACCUUAUCUGAAGAUGAAAAAGUUAGUUUUAUUUUAGAUUCUCUGUUGGGUGGUUAUGAAACCACCUCUCUCUUGAUGGCUAUGGCUGUGCAUUUUCUAAGUCAGUCACCCACUGCCUUUGAGCAGCUAAAGUUGGAGCAUCAGGCAAUAAGAAGUUUGAAGGAGAAAGAUGAUGAGUAUUUGAAUUGGGAAGAUUAUAAAAAAAUGGAAUUCACCCAAAAUGUCAUCAAUGAAGCUCUCAGAUAUGGCAACAUUGUAAAAUUUGUGCACAGAAAGGCUUUGAAAGAUGUCAAAUUUAGAGACUACAUAAUUCCAUGUGGUUGGAAGGUUCUGCCUGUUUUUACUGCAGUACAUUUAGACUCAUCUCUGCAUGCAAAUGCCUUCCAGUUUUAUCCAUGGAGAUGGGAGACACAAGAUCAAACAUGCAAGAAAUUUACACCUUUUGGUGGAGGAUCUAGAUGCUGUCCUGGGUCUGAACUCGCAAAGGUUGAGGUUGCAUUUUUCCUCCACCAUCUUGUACAAAAUUUCAGAUGGAAAGCAGAGGAUGUUGAGCAACCUAUGGCAUACCCAUAUGUAGAAUUUCAAAGAGGGUUAAGUUUACAUUUGGAUCACAUAUAGUUUCUAUUUUAAAGCUCAAGUCCUCAAUUAGCCUUUUGUUUAAGAUUGGAGAUGGUUCCUCAUCGGUUGGGCUCAGGUUGAGGAAAUGAACCAUCAUCAAUUCAUCAUCUUGCUUAGUAUGCUAUGGUUUCCUGCUUUUUCUUUUCUUUUCUUUUCUUUUCUUUUGAUGAAAGAAGGAGUUGUUCCUUUAGUCAUCUUUAAGGAUGAGGUCCUUCUUUUAGUCCUAGUAAAAUUUCAAUGGAAUGUAAUUUACUAUCUCUUUUCACA